Molecule: messenger RNA, 2001 nt
Organism: Klebsormidium nitens
Lineage: Eukaryota; Viridiplantae; Streptophyta; Klebsormidiophyceae; Klebsormidiales; Klebsormidiaceae
Source: the annotation of a GenBank genome assembly
AUGCAAAUGAGUGAGGAGCCAUUUCAGGCUUUCCGCUGCCUUUACCAGAAAGCGGCAGAAGUUGUGUUGGUCACGUCCGCGGAGGUGAGCUACAUCGAAGCCGCGCACCAGAAGAAACACCUAGACGUUUUGGUCGCCUCUCUCGGCCCCGCCGUCCUGCCAACCGAAGGCUACAAGCAGCCAGCGCGCGAGGCGACCCUGCACGUGACCUCGCGCGAUGUCAUUCGCUAUCUGAUUGGAGAGGAGAAGUGCUUGGAGCUAGGGGUUCUGGACCGAGAGGAAGAUGACGACACCCCCGAGAUGUACGGCUUCGUUUUGCUGAACCAGGAAAAGGGAGCUGUCAAGAGGAAACGCACCCACCCGACCCUCGCUGAGAUGGCGACCGCCCUCGAGGCCAGCAAGUACGAUUCGGUCGCCAACAAGAAGCGGUGCGAAGACGUGGCCAAUACCGCGGAGCGGAUAAUGCGCGAGUACCAGACCGAUGUCUCAGAAUACAAUCGCCUCGCCAAGAAGAUCAACGAGUCAGUCAUCGCUCAAUUCGCAGAGAGGUCAGUCCGUCUCAAAGCAGCUUUGCAGAGCGGAUUUCCGUUCGCUCCGUUGUCGAUCAACGGACCGCCGCUGCGGGACCAGGGCGACGAGUUCCGGCGGACCCGCACGCUGUCACCGGAGCCGGACUUCCGGCGAGGCCGCACGCUGUCGCCGGAGCGUGCGGCCGGCUUUGACGUGCGCGCGGAAGUCGCGCGCGCGCCGCCACCACGCGACGCGCGCCCGCGCUUUCGCUCCGCGAGCCCGGUCGCCGCGCCCGUGCGCCGCCCGCCGCCCGGCAGCGCGGAGGAGCGCAUCUGCACGCUGUGGGUCGGUAACAUCUCCCGGCACAUGAGCAGCGAAGAUGACGUGGCAAGGUUCUGCCGGUUCCUGGGCCUGGCGGUCGCUGACGUCAAACUCCUGAAGAAACGGCCGGGCGAGAUUGACGACGGUACGAGCGCGGGGUUUGUGACGCUCGAGAGCGCGGACGCUGUGUUCGACGCUCUGACGCUGUUUGCGCGCGAGCGCGAGCGGUUCCGCGGGAUGCUGAUCCGGCCACGGAUUCCGGAGGCGUUCACGGCGCGCGGGUGGGUGCCCGGGCCGGGGCAGUUUGCGCACUCGAACCGGAGCGUGGCGGAUGGGUUCCGGCUGGAAAACGGACAGAACUCGACCGGUAAAAAAGAAGGCGAGACGAAGGGGAAAGUUCAAUUUGCCAUGGACAAGAAGGAGGAGAGUGCGAACGGACGGACCGCGGCAAUAUUGCAACCGAAGGAAGGCGCGAAGGAGAGGACGUCGAAAGGAAUACUCAAGAAGAAACAGGAGCGGCCGGUGUCAGAGGAUAGCGACGGUAAAGAGAACGUGCCAAAGACGAAGCGGUCAGUGAGCGGAAACGGAAGCGAGCGGAAUGAGGGCGAGACGCGGAAGCGGAAGGAGCGCCCCGACGAUUUUCCAGAGAAGGAACGGGCUCCGUUCAAGAAGCUGCGUCCGGCCAGCCGGAGUCCGGACAAGAAGAGCGGAACGAAGACGCCGCCAAAGAAGCUCAAGCGGACGGAAAAGCCCCUCACAGUGAAAGAUGUUCAAGCGGAUGUGCAGCGCAAGCUGGCAGACAAUGAUUUUAUGCGCGAGUGGAUUCCGAGGUCGAAGGAAGACGCGCGAUUCGCGGAGUAUGUCGUUUGGAUCGGUGGGGAUGGGGUCCAGGAUUGGGAAAGCGAGGCGGCCGCGGUGAAAUUCUUCGGGCGGCUGCCGCGCGCGGGGGGGGAGCGCGGGUUUGCGGUUGCCAUGGCGCUUUGUCUGGGAGGGAAAGUGCUACCUUCGGGUACGCGGACGAAGAAGAGCUUUCUGGUGGAGAUGCGCUCGCGGCGGGAACGGAAAGAAGUGCUGCAAUUGAACGAGGACAAGCACCAUCUGUUUGUGGGGAUGUCGAUGAAGGCGCACCAAGCGGGAAAGAAGGUCGUGCAGAUCAAUACCAAAACGUAG